AUUGGGGCCUUGAACAGCUGAGAGUUUGUUACAUUUUGAGGUCAGGGGUGACGUUUUUAAGAGACGCGGGGCGAACCUUGGGGCAGCGGCGUCUGCCCCUGAUUCCGAUCUCAGCUUCUCCAACAUGUCGGGGCCGAACGGGGAACCGAGUGUCACUGUGGGGCAGGAGGAGGAGGAGGUUGAGGCGUCUGAGGAAGAAUACGCUGCACUCAAUUUGAUGCUUGACCAGAUCAACUCUUGCCUGGACAACCUUGAGGAGAAAAAUGAUGUUUUAAAUGCAAAACUUCGAGAAUUGCUGGAGUCAAAUCGCCAGGUGCUCAGUACAAGAGAGAAAUUUGGUGAUCAGAACUGUGCCUGGUAUUCUAAUGAGGGCCAAACUUGUGCUCAAUCCUUCCGAUUUAUGCUCUCUUUCUGUUAAUAGUUUUCUCUUUUUACUGAAUGUUCCUGUAACCUGUUGUUAGAGCUAUUUCUCAAUGGGACUAUUGUGCAAUAUACUGUAAUUUCUGUACUGAAAAAUCCAUCAAAUCCUCAGUAACAAUGAAAAAAUGGUUUUCAGGGAAAAAAGUGCUUCUAUAACAAGUCAUUCUGAAUUUAAGGAUAUCUUGCAAAAUGCAUUUGUUGUUUUCAACUCAGUUGGCGCAUAUGUCAACCCUGAAGCCUCCAAAAAUUGUUCCAAAAACUGGGGUCAAUGUAUAUGUCAAGUAUAAAACAUGAACUGCCAGUAUGGGUGGUCUCUACAUUGAAACAUGAAAACAUAGCACUGGUAAUUCAUAUUAAUGUAAAAUAGUUUAUUCAAUAAAUUAAUUGUACAAAACCUUUAACUACAAUGAAAAUGUUUUAAAACUCAUCAAAUUCAUUGACUAUGGCAUCCCAUACAAAAUUUUAAGUUCACCUUCACUCAGAGUCAUUUUUCCUAUGAUGUCAGUGUAAGGAUCAGAUAUAGCACUUUUGGUUUCAGAAUCAUUCCAUCACAAUAAACCAUCUUUUUAUGCAACCAAUGAACUAACAUGCCACAUUUUUUGAAUGACCUGAUCAUAGUUUUGCACCAUUAGGGUCCUGUGAAUUGAUGACAAAACCACACAAGGUAUCACAAAAAGUGCUGGAAAAGCACAGCAGAUCUGGCAGUAUCUGUGCAGAGAAAUCAGAGUUAACGUUUCAAGUCUGGUUUCCUCAGUUCUGAGGAAGGGGCACCAAACUCGAAACAUUAACCCUCAUUUCUCUUUGUAGAUGCUGCCAGACCUGCUGAGCUUCUGUGUUUGUUUCUGAUUUACAGCAUCUGAAGUUCUUUUGAUUUUCACGUGAAAUAUCAGUUGGAGGAGCACAUAUAUUCCCACUCUUUGUGAAGUUUUUUCUUUUUUCCACUGUGUACCUGUUCUGAUCUAUGUGAACUUGAUCCUUGAAUUACUUUUAGAGGCAUAUAUCCAAAAGUUGAAUUAUGGGUGUCAGGCUCUGACAACAUAGGUGUGAUUUUUACAGGGGUGCCUCUUAAUCUCAUUGAUUGUAGGAACUGAACUUUCACAAACUAAUAAACUGCAUCAUUUACCUAGACCACUGGAAUGUCCAUUUCACAUUACUGAUCCAUAACUUUAUCCCAACCUCAUCCAGCCAACCCUUGUCAUGGACAUGCACAUAAAGUACUGCAGGCAAGUUGAUUUGUAGCGUAUUUUUAUGUUUGACAUGGAUUAUAGGCUUAAAUUUUGUUCCCUCGGUCUUGUAGGCUCUCACCACUAAAAAUCUCGCCUCCAGUCCUGUAGUUUUCACUAAACUAUUUUUAAACCUUUCAAUAUUUGGGCGUAUCGAAAUUCAUGAGCAUUUCAUCCAUAUUACUUGUGGCAUCGUGAGUACUUCAGUUUUUACCACUGUCUGAUGAAUUGCUGGAAACUGGUAAUUUGGGCAUUAAAAUAUUUUGCUAAUUAUAUUGUAAUCUUGAUCUCCUGCCACAGUGAUCUUUUUUUGCCCAUCAAGUUGCAAUGCCAACAAUGUCUUGCUGUAAAAUAUUUACUGGACUCAAGAUUUAAUUUGGUCCACCUAAGUUUAUUUACAUACAUUGCAUUUCUGGUGACAAUUUUCAUUUUAAUACAUGCUUCUCAAGAUUAGGCCAGUGGCUGGCCCCUGAUUGCAAUGGCAUCCUUAGGGGCACAUUCCUUCUUCCUGUCUGGCACUAGUUUUUCAGUGACACCAAAUUCCCUUACUGCAGCAUUUACAUGUGUUAGCAAACAUUAAGACUUUUCGCUCUGAGCAUCAUCUAUUUUGUCAGAAAAUUCAUUUUCUUCGUUCACCAUGCAGGGUCAGCUUUUGUGUAGGUGUCUUAAACUCCUGUGCAUUGCAACAUAGCUUGAAUUGCCUGCACUAUCCCUUGCAUACAAUUAUAAGGUAAAUAAAACAUGCAUUUGUGGGGUGAAAAUAAUUGAAGCCACUAAUGCAAGUUUUUAAAAAUUCUUUCAUAGAAUGUGAAAGUAGCUUCUAUAACAGUUAAUCAUUUUCAUUUCCUUACAGAAUUGUGCAGCAAUUUACCACUGUCUCUAACUGGGAUUUUGAUUACAGACAGGUUCACUGUGCUGCUACUGGAAUUACUAAUAUUUUCUUAAAGGAUGUAAAAGAUGUUUUAAAAAAUGAUAAUAAGAUUGUUUGCUGCAGUGAAGGAACAAUUGAAACAGUGCAUGCUGUUAUUUUGCGGCAGAACAUUGUGAAAAGAUCAGGAGCCAGCCUGAAUACAACUGUCUAUGUGCACAACAUGUUUGAAUGUUAAUGUAAUUUAGACUAACCUAGGGUUCCAGGUAAUGUGCAGGUGCUGACUGAUUAGUCCCUUUGUGUACACAUUUCUCAGAUUACUGUGUAUGGAAGUAUAAAUAUUUGAUUCUGUUUUCAUAAAGCUGUUGAUUUAAUAUUA
This is a messenger RNA of Rhincodon typus (whale shark), 2890 nucleotides long. It is a transcript of the gene bbln, whose product is annotated as bublin coiled coil protein. Bases 125 to 418 code for a protein of 97 amino acids. Lineage: Eukaryota; Metazoa; Chordata; Chondrichthyes; Orectolobiformes; Rhincodontidae. The record is from RefSeq and is a predicted model, not a curated record. The transcript is spliced from 3 exons.